This is a messenger RNA of Coprinopsis cinerea okayama7#130, 778 nucleotides long. RefSeq lists its product as hypothetical. The transcript has 6 exons. NCBI's taxonomy places the organism in Eukaryota, Fungi, Basidiomycota, Agaricomycetes, Agaricales, Psathyrellaceae. The record is from RefSeq and is a predicted model, not a curated record. The coding region runs from base 17 to 685 and encodes 222 amino acids.
CUCGGAUAGCGACAGCAUGGCGGAAUCUUCGACACCUACAGAGAGCCAAAACCAGGCGCAAUUCGAUGCGAAAUCACUGCCUACCGAUUCUGCGAUCUCCUCAGCCGCGUCGCUUUCGAUAUUCGACAAGGAGGGAAACAAAGUUAAUUUUGGAAGUCUGUUCGAGAAGAAGGCGGCUGUGGUUAUCUUCAUUCGGCAUUUCUUCUGCGGGUCCUGCCAGAUGUACGUCGAACACGUCGCCAAAGUCCCCGCUUCGAACUUAGAACAAGCGGGGGUCCAAAUCGUCGUCGUUGGAUGUGGGGACUGGAAAGCUAUUCCCAUGUAUCACGAAACGACAGGCUUUACUGGACCUAUUUACGCCGACCCCAAUCGCGACUUGUACUUCGCCCUUGGCAUGACCCUCCAGAACCUCGAGAUGACCCCCAAGGGUCAGCCGCGCCCUUCCUAUCUGGCCAACGUGCCAGUCGUUCAAAAUGUUCUGCAGAGUACUUGGAGGGCAUUAAAGCAUGUUGGACUCGUUGGCAAGCAAGGAAAUAUAUCUCAACUCGGAGGGGAGUUCGUGUUCGGGCCUGGACAGAAAUGCGAUUUUGCGAGUAGGAUGCGGCACACCGAGGACCAUGUCUCCGUCGUGGAGUUGAUGAAGCACGCUGGUGUCGAGUACACGGAGAAUUCGCAGUCGACGUAGCCUUCCCAUUGAAUAGUUUAAAAUUUGGCAACUGUAAUGACUCCGGGCGCUGAAACCCUUCGGCCAGCACCCUCUAUAGGCCUCUUACAAUGG